GUUUUUAUCUGUAAAUUAGUAAAUUCAAAAUGCCCACAAGAUGUUGUUGUAUUAUACCUUUAAGAGGUGGAAUAGUCAUUAGUGGAAUAAUCAUGGCUCUUGUAUCAAUAGCUAUCCUUGCUGCUACUUUUGCACAUAAAAAUCCAAUGGUAAUGCACCUUGCCGUUGUCCAUACAGUUCUUCCCUGGGUCUAUAUCGGUUUCUGCAUUGCAGCCGUAGUUGUGGCUUUGGUGACAACAUUUUCAGCUCUUGUGGCUAAACUUGGAAUGAUGCGUCUGACCAAGACCUUGCUGUGGCUCUUGGUAUUCUUCCUCACCAUUUGGGAAGCCCUAUCAUUCGUAUUAGCAUUAACCAACAGAUCAAAAGCAUUACAAGCUUGUGCAGAAUCUAACCCUUCAAGCAACUCAACCGAAGCCAACACCAACACAACCAUUUCAGUAGGAGGAUAUACGACAACCUUUUUAGGAAUGAAGUAUGGUGACACCUAUGGCUUGGCUAACUGUGAUCAAGCUAUUCAGGCUGAUGUUAUUGGAACAGCCAUCUUGCUUUUUGUUGGGCAGCUAUUUAUGCUUUACACAGCAACAUGCGUAAGAUCAUAUACAAUCAAAUUAAGAGAACGUAAACUUGGUCAUCGUUUGCGCGAUCUUGAAUGGGAUGAUAACCUGGAUGAGCUUGCCGCAGCUUAUAGGGCUGAUGCUUCAACUGCACCUAAAUAUCCAUUACAUGACAUUUCAGCAAAGAAUAAGAAGGGAUUUUUGAAUAAGCUGAGCUUUGGUAAAUGAAUGUAAAGAGGGUUUUUUUUUUUAAAAAAAAAAAUA
Rhizopus microsporus ATCC 52813 is the source of this 818-nucleotide messenger RNA. RefSeq lists its product as uncharacterized. The record is from RefSeq and is a predicted model, not a curated record. The coding region runs from base 30 to 782 and encodes 250 amino acids. The transcript has 6 exons. Lineage: Eukaryota; Fungi; Mucoromycota; Mucoromycetes; Mucorales; Rhizopodaceae.